Messenger RNA from Prunus armeniaca (apricot), 5916 nucleotides. Lineage: Eukaryota; Viridiplantae; Streptophyta; Magnoliopsida; Rosales; Rosaceae. The record is from the annotation of a GenBank genome assembly.
AUGGAUCGUGCCGCGGGUUCUGUUGCACAUCCACCAUAUUUCGAUGGCAACAACUAUGGUGCUUGGAAGGCCAAAAUGAAGUCGUUUCUUUGGUCCCUAGAUGAACGUGUAUGGUACACAGUGGUUCAUGGAUUUCCUGAACCCACAAAGAAGAUCGGAAAAGGAGAUGAAGAAACCACAGUUCUCAAAUCUAGAGAGGAGUGGACCACUGCAGAAGUCACACACAGUACUAAUAAUCAAAAAGGGUUAAAUGCUAUAUUUACUGCUGUAUCUUCUGAUCAAUUUGAAUAUAUAUCUAGUUGUGAUACUUCUAAGGAAGCUUGGGAUAUUUUGCAGGUCACUCAUGAAGGAACAGAUACUGUCAAGGGUGCCAAGCUUCAAAUGCACACUCUACAAUUCGAGACAAUUCUGAUGGAUGAGAAUGAAACCUUUUCUGAAUUUUAUGCCAAACUUUGCGUUAUUGUGAAUGCAUGUUCAAAUUUAGGUGAAAAAAUUCCAGAAGAUAGGGUGGUGAAAAAGAUUUUACGGUCCUUGCCUCCACGUUUUUCACCAAAGAUCACAGCCAUUGAAGAGAUUCGUGACCUGAACACUCUGAAAGUUCGUGAACUUAUAGGGUCGCUUCAAACCUACGAGAUGAAGCAUCUAGCUCCUAAGAAAAAUAAAAGCGUUGCUCUUAAAGUAGUUGAUAAUGAAGAUGGUGAACACCAAUCUGAAGAAUUCAAUGGGGAGGAAUUUGCUUAUCUUUCACGACAAUUCAAGAAGUUUUUCAAAUAUCAAAAUUCGAGAAGUCAUGAUUCAAAAAAUCACUCAGGUAUAAAUCCAAAAAUUAAGCAUGGUGAUUACACUGAUGGUAAUUUAAAAUCUCGCAGGUUUACUGAGAAGAAGACCACUAAAGACAGAGUCAAGUGCUAUGAAUGCGAAGGAUAUGGACAUAUUUCCACUGAAUGUGCCAACACACAAAAGAAGCAAAAUGGCAAAGCCAAAGCACUGAAUGUAACCUGGAGUGACAGCGAUUCAGAAUCUGAAAGUGAAGAAAAUACCAUUGCGUUAAUCACCACUGUUAGUUUGGAUAAGGCACAGCAAAACAAUGGGAAUGAUGAAGAACCAAAUAUUGGUUAUGUGCUGGAAAAAUAUGACGAUCUUCUAGCUGCCUCUCAGAAACUGAAUCAACACAACAAAGAGCUUGCCAAAAAGGUUGCUGUGCUGGAGCUUGAAAACAGUAGGAUUGCCAGGACAUUACAAUCCUCUACUGCUGAACCAGAAACAAUUGGUGAAGGUAUGUGUGAAGGUAUGUACGAAAAAUUGGAAUUCUUACAGAAAAAAUGCUUUGAUCAAAAUAAAUUAAUUGAUUCUUUGACCUCUAACAACCAAGCUCUUGAAAUUGAGCUUAAAAGUUCAAGGGAAAGGAUUAUUGCUUUGACAAUUGGUGCAGAAAAGGUUGACAAAAUGAUUAGCAUGGGUCGAAGAGAUGGAGACAAACGUGGCUUAGGUUUUGAUUCACUCAACAAGUCUUCCGCCGUAUCUGUUACAAAGUUUGUCAAACCAUCACUUUCUACUGGUAUUCCAACUCAUCAAACAACUUGGAGAUUUACACCCACGUGUCAUUAUUGUGGAGCUCGUGGACACAUUCGACCAAAAUGCAAACUGUUUCAACAGAUUUUUGUAAGUCAAAAGUCCACCAAGGAGGGACAGGUAAGAAUUCGAAACAAGAUUGCAUAUCUUGUAAAAGAGGUAAGUAGGCUGUCAAAACUCUCUCAUUCCCUAUCCUUACCAAGUUCAAAUCUAGUGUGGAGAAGAAAGGAUAAUCAAAAUUGCUUGCUGGCAAUUUCAAGUGAUUCACAUCAAACUAAUCCUCCUGAAAUAUUAGAUGUGAAAUGUUUUGUUGCUCUUACUGCUCUUUCUGACUCUAAAUCUAAAUCUUGGUAUUUUGAUAGUGGAUGUUCGAGACACAUGACUGGUGAAAAAUCAUAUUUUUCAGAAAUCUCUCCAGAAUGCGUGAGUGGAAUGGUUACUUUUGGAGAUGGAAGAAAAUCCAAGAUUUUGGGGAAAGGAAAGAUUAUGGCAACUGGUACACCUAGCUUGGACAAUGUUUUAUUAGUUGAAAAUCUUCAAGCAAACCUCAUCAGUGUAAGUCAACUUUGUGAUGAAAUAGGUGAGGUAAGUUUUACUAAAACCCAAUGUAUUGUUAAGAAUAAAGAUGGAUUAAAUGUGAUGAUUGGAAACAGAUCACCUGACAAUUGUUAUUGUUUUUCCACUAAUGAAGUUUCUCAAGUGUGUUUUAGGACAAGUAAAGAUCAUCUUGAUUUAUGGCAUCAACGUUUGGGACACAUGAACUAUCAAGACCUAAUUAAAUUGUCAAAUGGUGAAUCUGUAAGAGGAUUGCCCAAUCUUUCAGGUAAACGUGAGGGUGUUUGUGAAGGUUGCCAACUGGGAAAGCAAACCAAAAACCCUCACAAAGCUACAAACUCAAUCUCCACCUCUAAAACUUUGGAACUGAUGCAUAUGGAUUUGGUUGGUCCAAUUCAAGUUGCUAGCUUAGGAGGAAAGAAAUACAUUCUUGUCUUAGUAGAUGAUUUCUCACGUUUUACUUGGGUCAUUUUUUUGCAUGAUAAGACAGAAGCCUUUAAUUCCUUCUAUGUUUUGUACAAGCUAAUCAUGAAUGAAAAAUAUGACACUAAUUCUUGUAUCAUGAGACUUAGGACAGACCACGGGAUGGAAUUUGAAAAUCGUGCCUUCUCUGAUUUCUGUUCUGAACAAGGAAUAAAACAUGAAUUCUCUGCUCCAAUCACUCCCCAACAAAAUGGGGUAGUUGAAAGGAAAAAUAGAGUCCUCCUUGACAUGGCUCGUGUCUUGUUAAAAAGUGCCAAAUUGGCGGAUCAUUUUUGGGCUGAAGCCAUCAGUACUGCAUGCUAUACAUCUAACCGUGUGUUUUUCAGGCCACAUACCAAGAGCACUCCAUAUGAAAUCUGGAAAGGGAAAAAGCCAAAUGUCAAGCACUUAAGGAUUUUUGGUAGUAAAUGCUACAUUUACAAAGACAGGGAGUAUCUUGGAAAAUUUGAUGCAAGAAGUGAUGUUGGAAUAUUUCUUGGUUAUUCUACGAAUAGUCGAGCAUAUAGGGUGUUUAAUAGUCGCACUAAAAUAAUCAUGGAAUCAGCUAAUGUGGUUGUAAAUGACACGUCUAUAUUGCAGGUUGAACCUAGAAGUGAAGAUACAGAUGUGGAAACUCACGAAUCUGCAGAUGGUACUGAAGCUGACUUCGAGGAUUGUAACCAGCCUAUCAAUCCUGUGAUACGCAGACCUGGUGCAAAACAAGUUCAGAAAGAUCACUCACCUUCAGAUGUUAUUGGGAAUGUUUAUGAUAAAUUGAGAACUCGACAACAAGUCUGUAAUGAGGUAACCAAUUUAUGUUAUGUAUCUCUUAUUGAACCUAAGACUGUGACAGAUGCUCUUGCAGAUGACGACUGGAUUCUGGCUAUGCAAGAUGAAUUAAACCAAUUCGAAAGAAAUGAUGUGUGGUAUCUUGUUCCACGUCCCAAAGACUCAAAUGUAAUUGGUACCAAGUGGAUCUUUCGAAAUAAGACAGAUGAGAAAGGACAAAUUAUGCGCAACAAAGCUAGACUUGUUGCCCAAGGUUAUUCUCAAAUUGAAGGUUUGGAUUUUGAUGAGACUUUUGCUCCGGUUGCACGUUUAGAAUCUGUUCGAUUGUUGCUAUCCAUUGCAUGUUAUCUUCAGUUCAAGCUUUAUCAGAUGGAUGUGAAGAGUGCGUUCCUAAACGGAGUUUUACAAGAGGAAGUCUAUGUGGAACAACCUGCAGGUUUUCAAGAUCCUAUCCAUCCCAAUCAUGUAUAUCGUUUGAAAAAGGCUCUCUAUGGACUCAAACAAGCCCCGAGAGCAUGGUAUGAUAGAUUGUCCACACAUCUUCUUCAAAAAGGAUACACUCGUGGUAGCAUUGAUAAGACCCUCUUUGUCAAAAGAACCAAACAAGAUUUAAUGGUUGCUCAAGUAUAUGUGGAUGAUAUUGUUUUUGGAUCUACUUCAGACAUCCUUGUCAAAGAAUUUCAUGAGGUUCAACAAUUCAAUGGAGGCAUGUUCAUAUCUCAAACAAAGUAUGCCAAAAAUUUGGUGUCCAAAUUUGGUCUAGAAUCUGCCAAGCCCAUUCGAAAUCCUAUGAGCACAAGCACCAAACUUUCCAAGGAUUUACAUGGCAAAAGUGUAGACCAGAAAUUAUAUAGAAGCAUGAUUGGCAGCUUGUUAUAUUUGACUGCCAGUAGACCUGACAUCUCCUUCAGUGUUGGACUUUGUGCUCGCUUCCAAUCCGAUCCCAAAGAAUCACAUCUACUUGCUGUGAAAAGAAUUCUCCGCUAUGUGAGUGGUACCACAAACUUUGGUGUAUACUACUCAUUUGACUCAAAUGUUGAACUUGCAGGCUAUUCCGAUGCGGAUUGGGCUGGGAGCAUUGAUGAUAGAAAAAGCACAACUGGCGGAUGUUUUUACAUAGGCAACAACCUUGUCUCUUGGUUUAGCAAGAAGCAAAAUUGUGUCUCUCUCUCCACGGCCGAGGCCGAGUACAUCGCUGCUGGGAGUUGCUGCACACAGUUGUUAUGGAUGAAACAAAUGCUCAAUGACUACGGCAUUCGGCAAGUGGAAGAGAAUGUGCUCUCCCUUGAAUUUGUUUCUACUGCAAAACAAUUAGCUGAUAUUUUCACAAAACCUCUAGACAAUCUACGGUUUGAAACCCUUAGACAGUCAUUAGCUCGUGCAAGGAUUGUUAGGCUGCAUCAAUCCUGUAGUUGUCUGAACGUAUUAGCUGAUCUUAGAUUGGACUUUGGUGUUGACCACUCAUUGCUCAGUAAACCGGGCCUCUUGUCUAACCAACGUCGAAGGUUCGAGUAUUUCCCCAGGGGUGCUUUAUCACCCAGUUGCUUCCAGUCAUCUGACGUGAGCAUACUGAUUGACCAUCCGUUACAUGGAUCAUGUCGAAAGCUAUGUGCUACUCGGUAUACAGAUGUAAUCUGUCAUCGUCCUCUGUUAAUCGAAGAGGAUUUCGACCUCUCUAGUUUUGGCCCCACUUUUGUUGAUUUUCUCACUCGGCAUCGUCUCUUGCCAUUAGUUCGUGGGUUGCCUCUACCGAAUUUUCAGAUCGUUCGGGAGUUUUAUGCAAAUUUUCCUGAUGUGUCUGCUGCCUCUGUUGCACUGUCUGGUUUGGUUGUGCGUGUGCGUGGGGUUGCGAUUCCACUCAGUUUCCACUUUAUUUCGGCUGCUCUGGGUCUGCCUCCUAUUCGCUCUGGAAGUUCGUGUGAGCCAGUUCCUGAUUUUCUUCCGCGUCGUCAGCUGGUGAAUCGCCUCUAUGUGUCUCCACCGGAGGUGCUCCCCACUGAACUCUCCUCUGGUAUGAUGUCUCAGUGGACCCGUACUCUGUAUAUGCUUGUGCGAAACUAUCUGAAUCCAACUUCUCAACAUGGGAAAGUGAGUUGGAAAGCUGCUCAUAUUCUCUUCCAGUUAGUGAUUGAGCAAUCUGUCAGUGUUGAGUUCUAUGUUCGUGAAAGCCUUAUUGUCGCUGGUGCUGCCAAUGCCACAGUUCCGACGUCCAGUCUUGUUCUUCCUCGGAUUAUCACUGCCUUGGCCGCUCAUGCUCGUGUGCCUGCCCUACCUACAGAUGAUAUUGGCUCAUCCGACUCCCUCAAAGUCAACAACCAAGUCACUUUACACCGCAGCGAUGCUCACUGUACUUCUGGUGGUUUCUCCAUCGAGCAACAGGCACUUUUGGAUUCACUCUCUGCCUCCCAUCAGGUGACGCAUGCACUUCUUCGUCGCAUCUGGAAUCGUCUUGACACCUAUAGUGAGCUGUUGCUAUCUGUUGCUGGGCACAUUCAACCUACUGCUCCUCCCCGUUCUCCUCGGGCUCGCAGCAUCUAA